Camellia sinensis is the source of this 2627-nucleotide messenger RNA. RefSeq names its product G-type lectin S-receptor-like serine/threonine-protein kinase At4g27290. Gene Ontology annotation, biological process: protein phosphorylation; recognition of pollen. Gene Ontology annotation, molecular function: protein serine/threonine kinase activity; ATP binding. Gene Ontology annotation, cellular component: plasma membrane. The record is from RefSeq and is a predicted model, not a curated record. NCBI's taxonomy places the organism in Eukaryota, Viridiplantae, Streptophyta, Magnoliopsida, Ericales, Theaceae.
CAUUGGCCCAUAUAUACUAAUGUUUGAUUUGUUCGCCAUUUCCAAAAGAGUGAAGAGGACAUGCUGAAUUAGGUGAGGAAAAAGAAUACACAUGAUAGCAUCAUCAUAAUUUUUGCAAAGUGAUCAUGCGAAUCAUUCUUUUUGCUAUUUCAUAUUACUUGUCUGCUUUUGAUUUAGCAGAUGACAUGCUAAAUCAAUACCAGCAAAUCAAUGACAGUGGGGCAUUAGUAUCUGCUAGAGGAGAUUUCAAGUUAGGCUUCUUUAAUACAAGCAAUUCGAGGAGACGAUACUUGGGGAUAUGGUAUAACAAUAUCCCAGUUCAAACCAUUGUUUGGGUGGCGAACAGAGACAGACCGCUUAAUGAUUCAUCGGGCAGUCUAAGGAUUGGGGAUGAUGGAAAUCUGAUCCUUCUUGACAGUGGAGGAAUAGUUGCGUGGUCUACCGGUAUCCAGAAUAUAUCGUCAAAAGCUACUGUUGCACAACUCUUAGACUCUGGAAAUCUUGUUUUGAAAAGUGAAAAUGGUGGGAACACAGAAAGUUAUAUUUGGCAAAGCUUUGAUCAUCCUUCAGAUACACAGAUAGCUGGUAUGAAGCUGGGAUGGGACUUGAAGGUUGGUUUGGACCGGUAUUUGACAUCGUGGAAGAGCGCAGAUGACCCUUCUUCCGGAGAUUUCUCUUAUGGGUUCAAUCGCGAUGGUCUUCCACAAGGUGUUUUACGUAAAGGGUCUGUUAAGAAGUACCGAACUGGGAUAUGGAAUGGUCUGCAGUUUAAUGGAGCCGGGCUUAAAAACGCUAUCUUCAAUGCUAAUUUCAUUGAUAAUUCAGACGAGGUGUAUUUCGAGUUUGAUCUAUACCAACAGCUAACAAGGUUGGUUUUGAAUUACACCGGGACAACACAAACUGUGAUAUGGAACAAUAGGAACCUUGAGUGGGAUUUCAUUGAUACAAAACCUAGUAAUCCAUGUGAAAGUUAUGGGCAUUGCGGCCCUAAUUCUAUUUGCACAAUCUCUAAUGCUUACAUAUGUAGUUGUUUGGUUGGAUACAUUCCUAAAUCAUCGCAAGAUUGGAAUGCGUUGGUUUGGGAUGGUGGGUGCGUUCGCAAAUACCCAUUAAACUGCUUGGAUGGAGAAGGAUUUGUGGCAUUCAAAGGCGUGAUCGUCCCUGAUUUGUUAGAUUUUCGGAUGAACACCAGUAUGACAGUUAAAGAAUGUGAAUUGGAGUGUUUGAAGAAUUGUUCUUGUAUUGCUUAUGCUAACUCCAAUACUGCUGAAGGGGGAAGUGGAUGCUUGCUCUGGUAUGGGGAUCUGAUUGAUAUUAGAAGCUUCCCAAAUCCUGGUGAUCAAACUCUGUAUGUUCGGGUUACAGCUGCAGACCUAGUGUCUAUAUCAGAUUCCAAGGAGAAGAAGAAGAGGGUCGUGUUGGUGAUUAUCCCCAUCUCAGUAGCUUUGUUGGUGUUCCUCCUUGUUUCUUGUAUAACAUGGAAGAGGAUAAAACAAGCAAGAGGUUCACGGCCAAACAUUCCAUUCAAAGAUGAUGAAAACAUAGACUUGCCCAUUUUCAAUAUAGUCACAAUUGCAAAUGCUACAAACAAUUUUUCUAUUUCUAAUAAGAUUGGAGAAGGUGGGUUCGGACCAGUUUACAAGGGUCAGCUAUCAACUGGACAAGUGAUAGCAGUAAAGAGGCUGUCGGAGAAUUCCAAACAAGGAGUUGGUGAAUUUAAAAAUGAGGUUAUCUUGAUUGCCAAGCUUCAGCACCGAAAUCUUGUAAGGCUUUUGGGAUGUUGCAUUCAAGGAGAAGAGAGGAUGUUGAUCUAUGAGUAUUUGCCCAACGGCAGCUUGAGCUCCUUUAUUUUUGAUACUACAAAAAGUAACUCUCUUGAAUGGAGGAAACGGUUUGAUAUUAUUGUGGGGAUUGCUCGAGGGCUUCUCUACCUUCAUCGAGAUUCGAGACUGAGAAUUAUUCAUAGGGAUCUCAAAGCUAGCAAUGUGCUGCUAGACAAUGAGAUGAAUCCCAAGAUUUCAGACUUUGGCAUUGCCAGAGCUUUCGGAGGAGAUCAAACAUCGGAGAAAACAAGAAGGGUGAUUGGAACUUAUGGUUAUAUGUCCCCAGAAUAUAUAUUACGUGGGCUCUUUUCAAUGAAAUCAGAUGUGUUUAGUUUCGGAGUACUUGUUUUAGAAAUAGUGAGUGGACAGAGGAACAGAAAGUUCCGACAUCCUAACCAUACUCACAACCUUCUUGGACAUGCAUGGAAACUAUGGCUUGAAGGGAAUGCCAUCAAUCUAGUUGAUGAGAAGUUGGAAAGUUCAACAAUGCUGAUGUCAGAAGUAAUUAAAUGUAUACAAAUUGGUCUAUUGUGUGUGCAACAAUGCCCUAAAGACAGGCCAACAAUGUCAUCUGUGGUGUCGAUGUUGGAUAAUGAGGGUGCAAUGCUACCCCAUCCUAAACAACCUGGAUUCUAUACAGAGGGGAGCACUGAUGAGACAGAACUUGCCUUGACUAUAGGAAUAAAAUGUUCCACAAAUAAGACGACUCUAACAAUUCUACUGGGUCGAUAAAAAAUUCCAAUUGAAGCACUAAUGCUCAUGGUUAUUAUUAUUAUUUUUUUCAGUAAGAGAGUUAAUACCAUA